This is a messenger RNA of Limulus polyphemus (Atlantic horseshoe crab), 3134 nucleotides long. Its product is annotated as protein cereblon-like. Gene Ontology annotation, molecular function: hydrolase activity; ATP binding. The transcript has 14 exons. NCBI's taxonomy places the organism in Eukaryota, Metazoa, Arthropoda, Merostomata, Xiphosura, Limulidae. The coding region runs from base 40 to 1884 and encodes 614 amino acids. The record is from RefSeq and is a predicted model, not a curated record.
CAGGAUAUCAGAGACAAGUUCAUCAGAAGGUUCAAAGGAAUGGAACAUUUGUAUGAAUAUGCUAAGAACACCAGUGAUGUGGAACUUUUAAAUAAGAUUCGAUUUGUUCGCCAACAUAGAGAGAGAAUACCGGAAUACGUAGAAAUUAUAAAAACAAAAUGUACUUAUCCCAUGGAUAUGGCUAAUGUGGUUUUCACUACAGCUCAUAAAUCCAAAGGUUUAGAAUUUGAUACCGUAUGUGUGAAAGAUGACUUUACUAUUGGCAAUAUUCCUUACCAAGAACCAUCACAGAGGACUCCCGAGCUUGAAAAUGAAUUCAAUGUACUCUAUGUUGCUAUCUCCCGGGCAAAGAAACGUCUCUGCAUUUCUACAUCUGUGUAUUAUCUACUUCUAGGUGCUCAGGAGAAGUUUGAGUAUCCAGCAUACUUGAAAAACCUUAUGUAUGACCGGUUGCCAUACAAACUUGAAUGCGUCAGCUGCAAAGACCAGUUUGAAUCAAGAAAUGUUCUACUGCUUGUAAGACGACCAUUUCGAACUGCUAACAAUCACCUGAUUCCUGGAGGACCUGUUUGCCCUAUCUGUGUUACCAAGAGUGGAUACAGUCCUCUUUUCCCACACCCAGACAUGGGUUAUGUUGGGAGUAUUACCGAUAAUGUACGACAAAGCCUUUCUUGUCUGAAUGUUGCUGAAUGUGUUCUUGUACUUGGUAGUGCAAAUGUCGUGGAAGAGACACUAUACAAAGAUGGCGUAGUGAAUAAAAAUGAUGAGAAAAAGGGUAAAAACCCAGACGUUUCCUAUGACAUCUCCCUUCCAUCACAGCACACAUAUUUGGGUAAUGAUUUGGAAGAAUUGAGUGGAAGAACAUUGCUAGAUGAUAACAGUUGUCAGAAUCUCCCACUUCUCCCACUUCCAGGAAUCGUACUAGUACCAGGUCAAACAAUUCCUCUACAGCUGUUUGAACCCUCAGUUAUUAGCAUGGUGAAACGAAUCAUAGAAAAAGAUCAUACACUUGGUAUAAUCAAUUCUAGAUAUCAAGCCCCUUUACCAGGUGUAGUGUGUGUUGGUACUACAGCCGAGAUAAGAUCUUACAGAGAAGAAGCUGAUGAAAAUGUUGGACUGUCUACUUUGAGACUCAAAGCAGAAGGUCGACAGCGAUUCCAAAUUAUAGAAACGAUGCGACAGAUUGAUGGUGUGUUGAUGGCCAAGAUAAGGAUUCUUCCAGAGGUAACGGUGUACAUAUAUUUUUAUGACAGAUUUGACUUUGCUAAUUAUACGAGGUGGCCACGAUGGGUUUAUCACCAAUAUGAUGCUAUCUUGAUAGUACAGAGAAUCAGACAGGAACUUGAGAAGUGGAACUGUUUUAUACCUACAGACAAAACUCCAAAAACUCCGUUGGACUUCUCUUACUGGGUCGCAGCUAACUUACCACUAGAUGACAACAAACGGCUUUGUCUACUGGGUUUAAAUAAUGCCAUCCAGCGAUUGAGAUGUGAACUAUCAAUGUUGAAAAGGUAUAGAACACUUUGUUGUCUAGACAUAUUUUGCAACAUAGAUAUUGCCAACCGGCAUGACAUAUUUAGCAUGUCAUUAGAAGGUCCCCAAGGGACUUAUGUCAACCCUAGUGGUUAUGUACACGAGAUUAUAACAACCUAUAAAGCUCGAGGACUGUUAUUAUUUGGAAGUCCUUCAACAGAACAAAGCUGGUUUCCUGGGUAUGCUUGGACUGCUGCUUCGUGCAGUGGAUGUGAUAACCAUAUUGGGUGGAAAUUUACUACCACUAACCGUAAAUUGGAGCCGCAACAGUUCUGGGGAUUAUGCCGAGCUGCUCUAAGGCCCGCUUUCUGCUCUGAUAUCGAAGAUGAGCUGUGGGAACCAAACAUCUGAUGCAUAAUUGAAAAAUCGUGAUCAAGAAGUUUAUCUGAGAACAGAGCUUUGAUAACUAUUUUUGUAUUAAAGAUUUACUGUUUAGAGAAGAAACAUGAUAAUAUACCCGUCAGUGUUUUAUUUGCAAACUUAAAACUGACACCAAUUAAUGCAAAUGCUUAAGUUAGGUUUAGAAUCAUUGUUGCAGUUGGCUGUGUUCUUUAUUUCACUGUUGAGAGUUAUGGUUUCUGUUGUAUAUUACUAAAUCAUAUUUAAUUCUGCUGGGACAAAAGACUGAGAUAGUUUAGUGGAAUAACUGAGAACGUAUGGUAUCUAGAUGUAGAAACAAGAGACAUGAAGCAAGCUCAAACUGUGAGAUAACAGGAAAGACUUGGUUUGAUAAAAAGGUUAAGUUGUAUAUAAUUACUAAAUGACAACAGUUUCUUAUUGAAUGAUGUAUAGAGAAAAGUGAAAUAUGGCAAAAUAUCUUACAACAGCACAAGAUAAAAGUAAUUAUACAGUUAAGAACUAAAAUAAUCAAUUUUAAAUAUUAAUUUCAUGAUGCUGUGUAGUGUUACAUGCAUAACUUUCAACACAUCAUUUUUAAACUAUUGCUCAUUAAUAUUGAGCAUAAAAUCUUCAAUCUUUAAGUAGGACUAUUGAAAAUUUAAUGGUCUGGAAGCUUAAAAAAUAACCCAUUUUAGUAUUAGGUAUAUACACAAUACUGUAAAACCAAAAAUACAGUUUACAAAAAUUCAGUCCAACAAAACAGUUGUUAGAGAAGUGGAACUUCCUGCAGUUUGUACUUGAUAAAUGGUUGCGGUAGGAAACUCCAUUACUUUAACAACCAUGUACUCGUACCACAUAACAUGUGAUAAACAGUUGUUAAAGUAAUGGAGUUUCCUACAGCAUGUACUUGUACUACAUAACGUGUGUUAAACAGUUGUUAAAGUAAUGGAGUUUCCUACACUGUGUGUACUUGUACUACAUAACGUGUGUUAAACAGUUGUUAAAGUAAUGGAGUUUCCUACACUGUGUGUACUUGUACUACAUAACGUGUUGUUAAAGUAAUGGAGUUUCCUACACUGUGUGUACCGUAGAGUUUAGUUUUAUGAUGUGUAUAAUCUUUCAGGUAGUAACUAAUUGUGUAUACUCUGCUUCACUUCCAUUUAUAACUGAAAAAUCGAUCUUGUGUAAAAUAAUUUCCAUGUCUCCAGGUCAGGUUUCUAAAAUCUGCUUAGAUUAGAAACUGUUGUAUAGUACACCAUUUG